AGUAUAUUUUCUCAUUUUUUCUUUAGUUCCUCGCUUAUUUUUAAGGAAGAAAAUGACUACUUUAAGCAGACGCAGCCAGGCUGCAGCUCAACAGAGCCCCUUGUUCAAGUAUUACAUCUCUUCUUAAGUUUACGAGAGACCAUUUGUGUGGAAUCUUUUAAUCAAUGGAUUGGGAUGUUUUUCUGCAGAAAAUUUCAGAUGGGAAAAGGGCUUGUGUAUUUGGCUUAUGUACGGUGGUUGUUUAUGGUAAAUUAUUUAGACGGAAUACAUUCACUUGUAAUAUUCGAGAGUUUGGUCUCUCGUAGCAAAUGUUAUGCAAGGAGGCGAUAAUCUUGAACAGAGAAUGGGGGCAUGGUCUAGAAGAAGGAAACAGGAAGAACAAGAGCUUGAAAGAAUCAGCCCAUUUUUUCAACGAAGGCAGGAUGGAAGUGGUUGAAAGGCCUUCCUUGGGUGGAAUGGAAAAGGCAUUUUGUAAUAAUGUUCUGAGGCGGAUUGUUGAUAUUUUUGCAGGGCGGUUGAGAAUUGACUAUUUUAGGAAAGCUCCACGAACAGUAAAACAAGGAAGAAAACGGAAAAGGACUUGCAGGAGAUCGGGUGACACAGUUUGGGGAGCAUGGGACGUUCUUCCUACUGAACUUCUGGUUUCAAUUUUGGUGAAGUUAAGUAUUGUGGACUACCUGUCAUUUAGCGGUGUUUGUAAAUCUUGGAGGUCAGCAUCUAUUGCUUUCCGCAAAUACUGUAUGGAGCGCCAGCAACCCCUAGUUGUUGUUCGGCCAAAGCGUUCGAAAAAGUCUUGUGUAUUGUACAAUAUGUUCGAUAUGAAACGUUACAAAACAAUGCUGCCAGAUUUGCCUUGCAAGAAAUUAUUGGGUUUCUCAUGCGGGUACCUGAUUACAACCGACGGAAACUUAGGCUUUUGGGUCGUAAAUUUAAUGACAAAACAUGAGCUGCGUUUUCCCGUCCUUUCUGGACUUAUGGGUGGCAUAAACGGCUUUAAAUUUUCUGCUCUCCUAUUUCAGUCCACUCGGCUUUCAGAAACUUUCAUGGUUCUUUUCUCUCUGACAGAAAAUUAUAUAUUAUUGUCCAAAAGUGGUGGCAGCAGUUGGCAGAGAUAUGUUUUAUGCGACACAAAAGCCAGGAUUGCAGAUGUGAAGAUUUUUGGUGGCAAAAUCUUUGUUUUGACUUCAGAUUUACGUUUUGGAGAAUUUAAUCCGAAGGCAGGUUCUGUUCCAAAAUUCUCCAAAAUCAGCAUCCCUUUCCAGGUUUCAUCUGAUAUGUGUUGGAAGUUGGUGGCAUCAGACAAUAAGCUAUACAUGACUGUAUUCAAUUGUUGUCCUUAUCCUGCAUUGGACGGACAUCUGUCAUUAUUCGAAAUUGACCAUGAGACAAUGGAUAGAGCAAAACAGAUUCAUGACUUGGGUGCAAAAUCUUUAUUUCUUAGUUGGUUCAGUUCUGCUCUCGUCGAUACAACUGGUUGGGGAGCAGGUAACUGUGUCUGUGUUCUUCACUUGGGAGUUUUCAACACAUGUUCUUUCUUUAACCUGAAUGGAAAUCACCUAGGAAGAACUCCGGUCGUUUGGGAUGGUCAUUCAACACCUUGUUUUUGGUAUUUUCCUAGUGAAAUUUGGUCCAUCAGUUGUGUCAGUGAUGAGUUUGGCGCAUGAUCACUUCUAAAUCUCAUAUCAGUUUUUCUCAUUAAGUCUGUAGUGUUUAUUUUCAUCUUACAUUAUGGAAUUUGGUACUAGUUCCAUUAUUAAUUCUUUUAUACAUUGAUGCUGUGAUAUUUUCCUUAAAGGCACCAGAACUCAACUGUCAUUUUCUGUAUUUCUUAUUGGCACCAUGUUUGUUCGUGUA
Messenger RNA from Daucus carota subsp. sativus, 1854 nucleotides. RefSeq lists its product as uncharacterized. Lineage: Eukaryota; Viridiplantae; Streptophyta; Magnoliopsida; Apiales; Apiaceae. The record is from RefSeq and is a predicted model, not a curated record. The transcript is spliced from 4 exons. Gene Ontology annotation, molecular function: protein binding. Bases 309 to 1664 code for a protein of 451 amino acids.